ACUCCCAAAAUAGUGCCUUGGAGCCCUCUCAUAUGAUAGAACCAAAUGAAGGAAUCGUACCUGUCCGGAUAUACAGAUGAAGCCGUGGCAACUAGCUCAAAAGCUCUGUUCAGUUUCACCUGGCUCUAGAGACACAUAAAACAUGUCGAGCAAAGUUGUUGAUACUAGAGAAUUUAAAGCAUUUGAUGUGACCUCAAAGGCUUCAAUCAAGACCUUUUUGGAAUCUAAGAAGAUCAAAUUUAGCAAAGGUUUGGCCUAUUAUGAGUUGACCAAGAAAGAACUGAUUCAAGACUACAAACACAUUGUGGUAAGGAGAAAAAGUGACGGCUUGAUUGUUGAAGGAGAGGAUGUUCGACCCAUCCUAAAUAUCCCCAAAGGCUCUAGCACCAAGGUGGAAGUUGACACAGAAUCUAUUCCCGACUUAGAGAUCUUUAUUCAAAGCGCUUCUCAUAAUCGAGCCCUGCUCCCUGGGACGACAUUGCUGUACCGAGAUCAUGAUCAUGGACCUGAGAAGGGGACAGCUAUACCCACUCCCGAUCCAGUCCCAAAUCCAGGGUCAGCAUCCACUAAUCCUAGACAAACUCGAGCAGCAAAACGAGCCGCAGAUUUGCAAGGGGACGAUGAUGAACCCAAUGAUGACACCGGCACAGCCAAGGUUGCUAAACCGAAUAAGUCGUCAACAUCCGUACCCGCAGGAACAAGCGGAGUGUCUGGCUCCACGGUUGUUGACCCAAAAGAAACGGAAGCCACCAAGGUCAUCGAUAAAUCUAGUGAACCACCCGUUCCCGCUCCAAUGGGGGUUUCUGACCAAAUGGAUAUUGCGUUCAGUUUUGAUACGACGGGAUCUAUGUAUCCUUGCCUGUCCGAAGUCAGGCGGAAUCUAAAGAGCACUAUUCAGAGAUUGAAACGAGACAUUCCCGGAAUUCGGAUGGCAGUCAUUGCUCAUGGCGAUUACUGCGAUGCCUCUAUUUAUGUCACAAAACACAUCGACUUCACUGCGGACGAUUCGGCAUUAGUUAAGUUUGUGGAUCAAGUGUCACCCACCAGUGGCGGCGAUUUCGAUGAAUGUUACGAGUUGGUGCUUCGAGAAACGCACACAAAACUUUCCUGGAGAGAUGAUUCUCAGAAAUCUCUGGUUAUGAUAGGAGACGCCAAGCCCCAUGAACCUAGUUAUCCUCUGAAUGUGCAGAACAUCGAUUGGCGCGAGGAAUGUAAGGUUUUGAAGAAAAAAAGUAUACGAGUUUAUGCGGUUCAAGCUUUGUAUGGAAGCUUCAAUUUUUACCGGCAAGUGGCCAGACAGACGAAUGGUUUCUAUAUCAAGUUGGAUCAAUUCUCUUCUAUCGUGAAUUUCAUUAUGGCCAUUUGCUACAGAGAGCAGGGUCCGCAACAGCUUGAAAAUUUUGAAACCGAGGUUCGGCAUAGCCAGGGCAUCAAUCGAGAACUGCAUCGCCUAUUUGACAGCUUGUCCGGCAAAUCAACCGAAUUCGUAGGUCACGCUGUCUCGACCGAACUUGAUCCUGUUAAUCCAUCGAGGUUCCAAAUCCUGUUGGUGGACAAGAAAUGCAGUAUCAAGGCUUUUGUUCAGCGGAACUCUUUGAUCUUUAAAACCGGAAGGGGCUUCUACGAGUUCACUAAGCCCGAAUCGAUUUCACACUCGAAGGAGGUGGUGUUGGUGGAUAAAGUCAGUGGGGACAUGUUCACGGGUCGCAAGGCUUCCCAACUGAUUGGAGCAGGAGGCUCAGAUAAAAUCAAGCCCACUUCUCUCGAGAAAUUCAGGGUGUUCGUUCAAAGCAAUAGCUACAAUCGGAUCUUGGUCCCCAACACCGGGUUCCUGUACGAGGUUGACCCGGAUCAUUAA
Messenger RNA from Tigriopus californicus, 1858 nucleotides. RefSeq lists its product as uncharacterized. NCBI's taxonomy places the organism in Eukaryota, Metazoa, Arthropoda, Copepoda, Harpacticoida, Harpacticidae. Bases 143 to 1858 code for a protein of 571 amino acids. The record is from RefSeq and is a predicted model, not a curated record. The transcript has 2 exons.